Hemicordylus capensis (graceful crag lizard) is the source of this 1601-nucleotide messenger RNA. It is a transcript of the gene FGFBP3, whose product is annotated as fibroblast growth factor binding protein 3. The record is from RefSeq and is a predicted model, not a curated record. NCBI's taxonomy places the organism in Eukaryota, Metazoa, Chordata, Lepidosauria, Squamata, Cordylidae. Gene Ontology annotation, molecular function: growth factor binding. The transcript is spliced from 2 exons. Gene Ontology annotation, biological process: cell-cell signaling. Bases 247 to 1026 code for a protein of 259 amino acids.
GCAAGCAAGAGUGGGGAGGGGCCUAGGCUGAAGUUGGCCCCUCCUGGGCUGUUGAUAACAUAUGCAUGCUCUGUACACCCGUCUAACAGAGACUAAUCCUACAUGCCGGCUUGCAUCUUCUCCACAGAGCUCCUUGUCUCUCAGCCCACGGACGCAGCAGGGAAUGUACGGGCCCCUUGCCUGGGCUUUUGUCGCUGGUUUUCUUGAAUGAGGAGAAGCAAGCAGCAGCUCCACUGACUGCAGGAAAUGAGGCUCCCCCAGACACUCCCCCUCACUCUUCUGUUCCUGAGCUGCUUGGAAGGUGCCAGUGGCAGGAAGGGCAAGGAGAACAGUGAACAAGCAAAGCCCUCCUCCUCCUCCUCCUCCUCCUGGGCGCAGUCUGGACAAUUCUCCACCCGUGACAAACACCUGUGCAGCUGGCAGCUGAUCUCCAGGGAAGAAGCCACUGAGCUCCAGCUCAGCUGUCACCAGCCAGGAGAGGAGAGCAGCAAGGGGCAGCAAUGCAUCUACCAGGGCCAUCCAGAGCUCUGUGCUGCCUACAACUCCAAAGGCCGUCAAUUCUGGAAGCAGAUCCUUGGCAAGCUCCGCAGGAAACGCCACCCAUGCCAGGACAGCAGCCCACUGAAAUCUCGGCUUUGUAGUAGUAAGAAGGGGGCCUCUGUACAGCUACAGCUGGUCCCUACCAUUCCCAGCAUGGAAGCCCCAGGGGUUACUGAGGGCCUUGCUAAGGGCAGGUCCAAGGGGAAGGGUCGUGCCAAGGAUCUGUCGGCACCACAGAAACCCAAGGACAGGGCGAUAAGCAGUCCAGCAAAGGCAGAUGCCCCAGACAAGCGGAGCAAAGGUGGGAAGAGGAAAGCCAUUGCCAGCUCCUCAGUGGCUCCAACCCAGCCACCUCGUAGGCAGCCUACAGCCAUCGUGGAAGGCACUGAGCAGCCCACAGAGUUCAACGCAGACAUCGCCCAAGCCUACUGUGAAGAGAAGUGGCACUCUCUUUGCAACUUCUUUGUGAAUUUCUGGAAUGGCUGAACCUGGAGCCAUGGGGGAAGAAGGGGGUGUAGAGUUGGGGGGUGCGCUAAAGGACUGAUUGAGGGUGGGUACAGCAGAGUGAUAGGCAGAUGGAAGGCAGAUGGUGAGGUUGGGGUGAGGGCAACAUGAAGGAAAGAGGGACGGAAAGGAUGGGUGGAACUAUCAACAGAGUGUGGACAAAGAUGUGGGAUAAUAAGGGGGCAGCGAUGGGACUUUAAGGGGUAUAUAACUUACUCAUAUUUACUAACCCUGCAGCACUUGCUAAUCAAGAGGCUGGGAGUGUGGAAAGCUUAUUUGCACCGGGAGUUAUGGGUUAACCAAAUUACAUUUCCUUCCUUCCAUGCUAGAUGAGCUCCAGCUGUGAGCAAACAGCUCUGCUGCAUCCAAUGGUUUCUUUCCUUCUUGUAAUCAAGUAGCAAAUCCUCAGUUAAUAAAAGAUGUAUUGGGAUUGUCAUGUUUAAAUCGCUCAACUUUCCCCCCCUAAAUCUGUGAGACAUCUAACAAUUGUACAAGUGCAUAGUGGCAUAGAUUUUACUGGGCAGAAUAAUAUUAAUAAAUUAAAUACUUUUACAGCA